AUGGCAAAAAUCAGUAAGUGCCUUGAUCGUGUGAUCAAAUUCCUCACUCAGAAUCAGGGUUCCCCGGCUGCGGAAAUACUUGCCAUGAUCCAUAUUCAGAUUAGUCGGAUCAGGAUCAAGGGUCAGAAAGAUCGCAUAGCGGACAGGGCAGAUAAGAAGGCUGAAGCAAAGCAUGGCAUGAGUUGGAUACUACUUUUGAAGGCUGCGAUUGUGGGAUUUGUUCUGGGAUAUAAUGCCAAUAUCAGCAUCAAGGGCUUCCACAUUCAUUCGGAGGUACAUGGGUAUGAGACUUUUAAUUUUGAUCGCUACAUGGGUAACUUGGAACCCCUGGGGCUUGAACGGUAA
Penicillium taxi is the source of this 345-nucleotide messenger RNA. RefSeq lists its product as uncharacterized. The record is from RefSeq and is a predicted model, not a curated record. Lineage: Eukaryota; Fungi; Ascomycota; Eurotiomycetes; Eurotiales; Aspergillaceae. Bases 1 to 345 code for a protein of 114 amino acids. The transcript is spliced from 3 exons.